CAUUCACUUCCCCAUAUCAAAUAAGGUCACAGAGGUAUACAUUUCAACAGAGAAUUUUUCCAAAGGGGUGAUCAGAGAAAUUUCAAGAACAUGCAUUGGUUUCUGGCUAUUGUUUUCCUCAUUUUCACACUCAAUAACCUGUCAGAGGCAAAGUACGGGAAGAGGCUUCCAUCUGCAGUGGUUGUUGGCACUGUUUACUGUGACACAUGCUUCAGAACAGAUUUCUCAAGGACUAGUCACUUCAUCUCAGCGGCAUUGGUGGAGGUCGAAUGCGGGGUUACGAGUUCGAAACCGAGUUUCCGGAAAGAGACGAAAACGAACGAGCGCGGGGAGUUCAAAGUGCGUCUACCUUUCUCGGUAUCGAAACAUGUCAAGAAAAUCGAGGGGUGUUCGGUGAAGCUAAUCCGCAGCAGCGAGCCGUAUUGUUCUGUGGCAUCGACAGCAACUUCAGACUCACUCCAUCUCAAGUCAAGAAAGAAAGGGAUUCACAUUUUCUCAGCUGGAUUUUUCACUUUCAAGCCCCUAAAUGAACCAGCACUGUGCAGCCAAAAACCAAGUCUUCGCAAAUCCAAGGAAUUCAAUUCCAAGAAAUCCUUGGUUCAACUGCCUGUCCUCUCUCCAAUAUUUCCAAUUCCGCCCCAAACUCAGGAUCCAACACCAAUGCCAUAUCAACCACCCACAAGUCAAAACCUUUUGCCUCCUCUCCCAGAACUGCCUAAACUUCCACCACUGCCACAGCUCCCCCCUCUGCCUCCGCUUCCUGGGUUUCCGAAUUUCCCGAAAAAAGAAACCGAAACGUCGGAAAAAUCAAAAUCAACGUCAGACCCUUUGACAACAUUAGAAGUGCCGCUCCUUCCAUCACCACAGCCGGGUUUCGGGUUUCGAUUUCCACCAAAUCCGUUUCGGCCGCCUUCCUUUUUACCCCGGAGCCCGUUUCGGCCGCCUUCCUUUUUUCCCCGGAGCCCGUUUCGGUCGCCUUCCUUUUUUCCCCGGAGCCCGUUUCUGUCAUCUCCAUUGUCAAUUCCUCCUAACCCGGUUCUGAGGCCACCGCCUUCGAUAUUUCCUCGAAACCCUUUUCAGCCUUCACCGCCAGUGGUUGGUUUAACUCCUUCCCUCGCACCACCACCGGCUCCGGUUGGUCUUCCUCCAUUCCCAUUUCAACCAGCCCCUGGAUUCCCCGGCAUUCCACCAGUUAGAAAUUAGAAAACCUCUCGUUGAUUAAACAAGUACUUAUCCAUGUAAAAUUCCAGAAUAAUAUCUGUCAUGUGUAGCUCAAUUUUAACUUUGUUUUUAUCUUUCUAAACAAUAAACAUGUUUUAGGGCCUUUUGUGGAACUUGUAAUGUGAAGAAUGUAUUUUUGUUUGUUU
Rhododendron vialii is the source of this 1367-nucleotide messenger RNA. Its product is annotated as leucine-rich repeat extensin-like protein 3. Lineage: Eukaryota; Viridiplantae; Streptophyta; Magnoliopsida; Ericales; Ericaceae. Bases 91 to 1203 code for a protein of 370 amino acids. The record is from RefSeq and is a predicted model, not a curated record. The transcript has 2 exons.